CGUGUUUACGUCGGCCGUUCCACGGGCAGCAUUCGACCGACGCGCGUUACGGGACCAUGAUCGGGAGAAAAUGUCCACGAGAGGGAUAAGGCGGAAGAAGUCGUCGUUAUCAGAAGUGAAAGUGGCGGUGAUCGGUGCGCCCUCAGUCGGCAAAAGCGCGCUCACGGUUCGCUUCCUCACGAAGCGGUACAUCGGGGAAUACGACCAUCAACAAGACAGCAAAUACAAACACGAGGCGUUGCUAGACGGAGAACCCAUACUUUUCGAAAUAUUAGACACAUGUCCAAAGAGUCUAAAUGAAAUACCUGGGAACGAGAUAGCACAAUGGGCGGACGGUCUAUUCUUGGUGUAUUCAAUCACGGAUCGGGAGUCCUUUAACUACGUCCGGAGAGCCAAACAGAGCCUUCAACCGGAGAUACCUCUGACCUUGGUCGGAAAUAAAGCCGAUAUGGUACAUCUGAGGCAGGUGAGUCCAGAAGAAGGGGAGAUCCUAGCUAAAGAUUUCGAGUGUAGCUUCGCAGAGGUGGCUGCUGCUGAGCAAGUCAAUCAAGUUGGUGAAGUGUUCCACGAGCUUUGCCGUGAAGUCCUCACGCUCCGGCGAAGGGCCAAGCACAGUUUAUUGGACAGAAUGCUGGGUUCAAAGUCAGCGUGCAGAGUCUAUUGUAGAGGCAAAAGCGACAGCGCUUUACCCAAAGACUAGUACCGCAUUUAGUUCUAGAAGGUUCUUACAGGAAUGAUGCUGGAUAAGAGAGUUUAAUGAUCGUUUGAUGGUUUUGUGUUUUGUUUGUUAUGGCCAUAAAUGUGAUAGUAAAUGAAUAAUUGUGUUCACUUACGUCAAAAUGUAUUCGGAUAACAAGUUCACGAGCGAUCACACAAUAUGGUAUAGUAACAUAUUGUGUGAUCGCGUGAAAAUCUUUAAAAUUCAAAAUUAAUCGGUUUUUGCAUUAAUUUUCGCAUUAUUACAGAGUAUUUUUAUCAAAUACUUCAGAAAAGCACGUAAUUUUAUAAGUAACUGUUUUAAAUUUAGAUAAAUAAAUUGUAGAUUUACAAUAAAUUAAACAUUAUUAUUUAGAAAGUGUUUCUGUUGCGUUGAUAAUAGUACAAUUUGCAGUGUGAGUAUCUACGCUAUUGAAUUGAACUUGCGCACAUGAUCUUGCACUGUGAUCACAGUGAUCAAAAAAUGUAAAUCAAACAUUACAAAACUGAUAGCUCUGUAUUACCUGUGGUUUAUCUUAAAUUUUAAAAACUAUUUUUUCAUUUUCUUUGACAAAAUUGCACCGUUUUUAUAAGCUUCUUAAUUGUUUUUUUUUUUAAAACUCUGGAUAUAGUAUAUAGCCGUCUUAAUAGCUGCAGGCAUCAAUAUGAUAAAUAGAAUAUUAGGUAACGACUUCAGAUAUCUUCCACCUUUUUUUGCAAGUAGCACAUAAUUGAGUAGUCACAUAUUAAACCAGACAUAAGUUCGUAAUCAUCUAAAUUAUAUAGCACUACCUGGUUUUAUUAAGUUUUAUUAAGUGAACGCGCAAUCUCAUUCAAAGCGAAACAGUUUUGCGUCUCAGGAUACACUUGACCUUGCGUAUUUGUUAGUUUUUAUUUGUAUACAGAUACAGUUACAGUUACAGACGAAAACACAUUAGCAAAUUGUAUUUAUUUUCAUUUCACCGGCCAUACUUGUAUUCGUGGUUUUAAUGUUAUUUUUUUCUAUCACUGGUAUUUUUAGAUAGUGACUGUGAAGACAAAACGUUAUUUGCAAAAACAACCGUACCUUUUGAAAUUUGGGACAUUGUCGUCUAAGGAGAAUAAAUUAGCAUAAUGCAAUUAACGAAGACGAACCACUAAUACUACUAUAUGUUUUUUUCUUUUUUCUGGAAUGUUGGCCUUGCACCAGACAAACCACAUGGUAUCUAUAAAUUAUAAUGUUGCUUUUUACAUUUGAUAAUAUUAUUUAUUAUAACAUAGUUUUUUUCUUAAUGCAAACAAUAAAAAUAUUUUCCUCAAACAUUCACUGACAUUACAAUUGGUAUAAACCCCUACCCUUCUUAUUCUGGCUGUACCCAUGGCUCUGACUUGACAUGAAGAAUUUAUUUCGAUUUAAUAUGAAUUACCGGUAGAAGUUAAUAUAGUGGUGACACAGUUUUGGUAUGUAUGAUCGUUUCCUCUUCUUUAUUUAUAGUGUAUUUUCAAUUUAUAUUUCGACCAAUCACUUUCUUUAAUGAAUUAUGGACAAAUUGAAAUAUAAAACUUUUUAAUUAAACGGCAUUUAAAAUUAGAUAAUCUUUGUCAGACAGCUCGAACACAGAAAUAAUGCUAACCAAUCAUUGUUCUGUUAUAUUAAUUUCAUUUAAUAAAAUCAUUUUUGUCUAAUAAAACCGUACUGACACAGAUACGUAGUAGUCAGGCCGAUCCCAAAUAAAUGGCGAUUAUAGCCGGGAGAAACAAGAUUAUGGUGUGUUGAAUUCCUAUUCAAGAUAUAUAUACAUAUAUAGAUAUAUAAAUAACAGUUUUUAAUUGUUCUAGAUAGUUAAAAAUUAAAAUUUAUUACAUAAGUAACUUCUAUUUUAUUUUUUUAAAUCUUAUUGAAUAUUUUUGGGAAUGAAGUACCCACGAUUUUAAUUAUUGAAGUUUACAUCUUUACAAUUCGUCACUGUGCUUGUAUUUUUAAAAGUAUCAAUAUUCAAGUAAGAUCUCUAAUUCGGAAGCCUUCGCUCCGUACAUUGUGGUCGGAUGUGUAUCUGUACGGAGUGUUUUUUGUACUUAAUAAUAAACUGUUUUAAA
This is a messenger RNA of Bombyx mandarina (wild silkworm), 2772 nucleotides long. RefSeq names its product ras-related and estrogen-regulated growth inhibitor. Gene Ontology annotation, molecular function: GTPase activity; GTP binding. NCBI's taxonomy places the organism in Eukaryota, Metazoa, Arthropoda, Insecta, Lepidoptera, Bombycidae. The record is from RefSeq and is a predicted model, not a curated record.